Molecule: messenger RNA, 132 nt
Organism: Blastocystis hominis
Lineage: Eukaryota; Bigyra; Opalinata; Blastocystidae
Exons: 1
Coding region: 1-132 (43 amino acids)
Source: RefSeq, a predicted model, not a curated record
AUGGACGUUUCUGUAUCGUUUCGAGCCACUCCGAAUAUUGCCCUUGUAAAGUACUGGGGAAAGCGCAACAAGCAAGUGAAUCUUCCUGUGAACUCCUCUCUGAGCGUUACUCUGCGGGAUGUAUGGAGGUGA